Molecule: messenger RNA, 3736 nt
Organism: Anoplopoma fimbria (sablefish)
Lineage: Eukaryota; Metazoa; Chordata; Actinopteri; Perciformes; Anoplopomatidae
Product: kelch-like protein 28
Exons: 6
Coding region: 100-1815 (571 amino acids)
Molecular function (GO): protein binding
Source: RefSeq, a predicted model, not a curated record
UUCCUGAUAGCCGCCCGGGCUUCGCUCUCGUCGCCACUGAACUCCGCCACCGUGAACUCGGUCACCGCCGCGGCGCAGCAGACGGUCUACAGGUUACAGAUGGACCAGCAGGACCAGUCCUAUAUGUUUGCCAGUCUGAAGCGGCCUCACUCGGAGCAGUUGCUGCAAGGCCUCCAGCUCUUGCGGCAGGAUCACGAACUAUGUGACAUUGUCCUGCGCGUGGGUGAUGCCAAGAUCCAUGCCCACAAAGUAGUGCUGGCCAGCAUCAGCCCAUACUUCAAGGCCAUGUUCACCGGUAACUUGUCGGAAAAGGAGACCUCCGAAGUGGAAUUCCAGUGCAUCGACGAGACUGCCUUGCAGGCCAUUGUUGAGUAUGCCUACACCGGCACCGUGUUCAUCUCCCAGGAGACGGUGGAAUCUCUGCUACCGGCUGCUGACUUACUCCAGGUUAAGCUUGUACUUAAGGAGUGCUGCUCUUUCUUAGAGAGCCAGCUGGAUGCUGGAAACUGUAUAGGCAUCUCCCGCUUUGCAGAGACGUAUGGCUGCCAUGACCUGUGCCUAGCCGCAACUAAGUUCAUCUGUGAGAACUUUGAGGAAGUUUGUCUUACAGAGGAGUUUUUUGAACUGACUAGGGCAGAGUUGGAUGAAAUUGUGUCCAAUGACUGCCUUAAGGUGGUCACAGAGGAGACUGUAUUUUACGCCCUGGAAUCGUGGAUCAAAUACGAUGUGACCGAGAGACAGCAGCAUCUGGCUCAGCUGCUGCACUGUGUCCGCCUUCCUCUACUCAGCGUCAAAUUUCUCACUCGCCUAUAUGAAGCCAACCACCUUAUACGAGAUGACCACGCAUGCAAGCACCUGCUCAACGAGGCCCUCAAAUAUCAUUUUAUGCCUGAGCACCGGCUCUCCUAUCAGACUGUGUUGUCGGCACGGCCAAGGUGUGCCCCGAAGGUGCUGCUUGCAGUAGGAGGCAAGGCUGGAUUGUUUGCAACAUUAGAAAGCAUAGAAAUGUAUUUCCCUCGGACAGAUUCAUGGAUAGGACUGGCCCCUCUCAGUGUACCCCGGUAUGAGUUUGGAGUGGCAGUGCUGGACCACAAGGUGUAUGUGGUGGGAGGCAUCGCCACACACAUGAGGCAAGGCAUCAGCUAUCGGAGACACGAGAGCACAGUGGAGAGCUGGGACCCCGAGAGCAACACCUGGUCCUCGGUGGAGCGUAUGGCCGAGUGCCGUAGCACACUCGGGGUGGUGGUCCUGGCGGGCGAGCUGUACGCACUCGGAGGCUAUGAUGGACAGUAUUACCUCCAGUCGGUGGAGAAGUUUGUUCCCAAGUUGAAGGAGUGGCAGCCUGUGGCACCCAUGACCAAGUCCCGCAGCUGCUUUGCCACCGCCGUGCUGGAUGGCAUGGUGUACGCUAUCGGAGGCUAUGGCCCAGCCCACAUGAACAGCGUGGAGCGGUACGACCCCAGCAAGGAUGCCUGGGAAAUGGUAGCCCCCAUGGCAGAUAAAAGGAUCAACUUCGGAGUAGGCGUCAUGCUCGGCUUCAUAUUUGUGGUUGGCGGACACAACGGCGUGUCCCACCUUUCCAGCAUUGAGAGAUAUGAUCCACAUCAGAACCAGUGGACAGCCUGUCGGCCAAUGAAUGAACCUCGCACUGGUGUGGGCUCCGCCAUCGUUGACAACUACCUCUAUGUGGUGGGAGGUCACUCCGGGUCAUCCUACCUGAACACUGUCCAGCGCUACGACCCCAUCUCAGACAGCUGGUUGGACUCCAGCGGCAUGAUGUAUUGCCGUUGCAACUUUGGUCUGACUGCCCUUUGACCCAUGGCCCAGCCAGCUAGGACCCAAUAAGAGAACUUAGACACAAAGACGUUUCUUUUUUGGUUGUCUCCUGCUCCUCCUUCCCCACAUUCAUCCUCCAGGUGCAGAGGAGCGCUGCACACCAACGUGAACACCAGAGGAAGCGAGAGCCUGCUGGGUGGAUGGAUGUGCCGGGCUAGCUGGCUGUCUAGCUGGCUGGCUAGCGGGGGACCACAGACAUGGCUGCAGAGAUGAGAAAGAGCUGCACGGUUGUGCAGAACGGAGAGGAAGACGGUUGGACGGCUGUUGUCCCGGGCACGAGGAGACGACCACUCUACUGCUGCUGGACCACAAUGAGGACUCUGAGCCAUUUCCCAGAGGACUGUGGGAGAAACUUUUGUUUCAAAAAAUUCUGUUAUGUUAGCAGACAUUUCUUUUAGUUUUCCUUCAUGCCAUUAAUUGUGUUUAACACUCAAAUCCUUUUUUUUUUUUUUUUUUUUUUUUUUAUAAUUUCCCUGCUGCAACUGGAACCACGUGUUCAGAUUUUGAAGAACACCUCAGAUUGCUGGUGUAUUUGUAUGAAUAUGUGGUUGUUGGCCAUGUAGUGUGUAUGUCCGUGUGUAUGCUUGAGGGGGUCUAGCAUGUCAGAUAGGAUUGUCUGUUUGUUACGUGUCAGGGUGCAGAGCUGAUGCUCGGGUUCAGCGAGCAUCAGCAGGAGUUCUGCAUCAAAAUCAGUGCUUCACAAAAAAAGAGAAAAGUUUAAAUCUUUAUAUUUUCAAAAAGGGCUGCCUUUUUUCUCUCUUGUAAAUAGUUUAAAUAUAAAUAUAUAGAUAUGAAUAUAUCCUCUAGUGCAUUGCCUGUAAAUGUUUUUCUGCACUGGGUCACUAGUGUGUGUGAGCGGAUGUGUGUGUGUGUGUAGUUUGAGUCCAAGGGUCAGUGUAGAGGUGAGUGACACUAGUUUCUGCUUCAUCCUCGGAGCAAUUUAAAAAAGCCCCACGUUCUUGCUUCUGUUACAUCUUCCUAAGGUCAGGUCAUGCACUUGCUACUCUUCACAAUAGUUGAAAUCGACCUUGGCCCUCUUUUCACCCUUUGGUCUGUACACAAUACCAACUGGUGCUAUAUUUAGGAUUCAGGAUUCAGCUGUUUGUCUGUGUUGCCUCACGCAAUUAGAUCAGCCUCUGCUCCAUUACAGCGUAAGAUGUUUGUUAUUUAAGUUAAGCGCAUGUAGUUGCGUUACGGUGGAUGGCCAACCAUGCAAUAAAACUGAAAGGGAAGUCCACAAACUUCUAUCCUCCCUAAAUAUCUAAAAAAAAAGUAUGAAAAUUAGCUCUUUUUUUCUGUUUCUUAUUUAUUUAAAAUAUAUCCAAGUAAGCGAUCCCCUGCCUCACAUUGUCCCUGUUGCUGGAUAUGAGCAUGCUUUGUCAUUGUCUCAAUGCCUGUUCCUGUUGUACUGUCACUCUCUUGGCUAUGAACAAGACUUCUUUGCCUUUGAUUGGGGCUGACACCUGCUAUCAAACAUGUGAUCUUCAUGUAGCCACGUUUUUGCUUGCGAGCUCAGGCUUGAGGUUAUCUGUUCACAGCUUCUUUUGAAGUGCCAAAACAUGACUUUUUUUUUUUUUUUUUUCCCCCGUGUGUGCAUCUUUCCCACCUCCAGUGCUGGAAAACGGCUUCCUUUGUGUGCCACAGUUAAAACAUUUUCUUCUCGUCCUUAUUGCUAAUGUAUUAGCAUGCAAUUCUUCCAUGCUGUCAUUUGGAGAUGGAUGAUAAAGCACCAACGGCUGUGCCAGCCAACUCAGGCCAUGUUCCCACUGUCACCAGUCCUGUGUGCUGGGAGGGAGACCAGAGCGUUCCCCUGGGUGUGUUUGACUCCAGACUGGCUCAGGGUGUCACUGUGCAGCCUUGGGUCAGGCUAACCGACAGGUCAAGCAAUGCACCGCAAUAG